AUAGGCGCCACCCAAGUAAUACAUAGUAAUAAUAUAAAGCAAGUGCCUCAUUUAUGUUCGUCUAAAUGCUGAACAAGGAAUAUUUGACUGACCAAAAUGGCAGGAAAGGGCAGAGGUAUCGCAGCAUUCACCUUUAACAUUGAGGCCCUGGGCCUCACCAGAGGGUCCAUGCCUGAAACCCAGGGAGGGCCGACUCCACUCUUCCCAUAUCUUUUACAGAACAUUGAAUAUAAACCAGGGCCUUUGAAAGCUGGAGAAGAUGAAGACUACAUGAGAGCUUUGAAACAAGAGAUGAGAGGACGAAUGAAAGACCUCCCUUUUAACAUAAAACCCCACUCAGGAAAGGGAGAUGUGGAGAGGUACAAGGAAAAAUACACAAAGGAAAUUAACAAAAUUGAAGAUGAAGAUUGGAAACCAGAUUGGAACCGUCUACCAAAGGAGCUGAAGCCACAGAAGAAGACAAUUAAGAAGAAAAAAGAUUAUAAGAAAUUCCCAAAGAUCUCAAGUAAGGACAAGAAGGAAGUGCUGAGUAAACUGGAUGAACUUGAGAAGAAGGGAGACGUAAAAUCAGAUGAGGAUGAGGAGAAGGGAGAGAAGAAAGAUGGUGAGGAAGGGGAGGAGGAAGAAGAAAUUGAAGGAGACUAUGAUGAUGAAGAGCUUGAAGAGGAAAACGAUUACAUAGCAAAUUACUUUGAAGAUGGUGAUGAUUAUGGGGGAGGAAGUGAUGACAACAUGGAUGAAGCCACUUACUAGCAAUAAUAAUAAUAAAAAAAUAGCACUCAUUAAAAAAGUAUCAUAAAAGAUAAUUAAAGUGUAUUAAUAUACACAUACUAUAUAAAAACACAAAUUUAGCUGAUACACUUCAUGUCUUCCAAGAGCACGGUGCUUUGUAGGAAUAAAAAUGAGAUUCACUGAGUUAUAUA
Messenger RNA from Megalobrama amblycephala (Wuchang bream), 923 nucleotides. It is a transcript of the gene polr3g, whose product is annotated as polymerase (RNA) III (DNA directed) polypeptide G. Gene Ontology annotation, cellular component: RNA polymerase III complex. The record is from RefSeq and is a predicted model, not a curated record. The transcript has 8 exons. Gene Ontology annotation, biological process: transcription by RNA polymerase III. NCBI's taxonomy places the organism in Eukaryota, Metazoa, Chordata, Actinopteri, Cypriniformes, Xenocyprididae. The coding region runs from base 97 to 753 and encodes 218 amino acids.